Messenger RNA from Hippopotamus amphibius kiboko, 765 nucleotides. It is a transcript of the gene NRGN, whose product is annotated as neurogranin. Lineage: Eukaryota; Metazoa; Chordata; Mammalia; Artiodactyla; Hippopotamidae. The record is from RefSeq and is a predicted model, not a curated record. The transcript is spliced from 4 exons. The coding region runs from base 141 to 377 and encodes 78 amino acids. Gene Ontology annotation, molecular function: calmodulin binding.
GGGAGAGAGGACGCGACAGCCGAGCGGCAGGCUGGUUUGGCGCGGGUCUGCUGCCUCCCCACCGCCCCAGAGUCCCCACCCGGCACCGCGCAGACCUCCUGCGCCAGCCUCCGUCCCAGCCAAGGUCCCCCAACACCACCAUGGACUGCUGCACCGAGAGCGCCUGCUCCAAGCCAGACGACGACAUUCUAGACAUCCCGCUGGACGAUCCGGGUGCCAACGCGGCCGCUGCCAAAAUCCAGGCGAGUUUCCGGGGCCACAUGGCGCGGAAGAAGAUAAAGAGCGGAGAGCGCGGCCGGAAGGGCCCGGGCCCCGGGGGGCCGGGCGGAGCUGGGGGCGCCCGGGGAGGCGCGGGCGGCGGCCCCAGCGGAGACUAGGCCAGAACUGAGCAUUUUCGAAGUUCCCGAAGAGAGAUGGAUGCCGCGUCCCCUUCGCAGUGACGAGACUUCCCUGCCGUGUUUGUGAUCCUCUCCUUCCCACCAACCUGCCAGCUUCAGGAGCCCUCUCCGCGUCCCGAGACUCGCUCUCCCAGGCAGACUCCGUAGAGGAGUUGCAAAGGCCGUGCCCUUUUAGUGCUCCAGUCUAGUACGGUCCCCAUUCACCCUUCCUCCCCACCCUAACCCCAGUGCCCGCGCUCCCAAGUCUUCCUUUAGCUUCUCGCCCACCUCUCCCCGGACCCAGCAUGCUGCUCUGCCUCCGCAGCCUCCGUGCGCUGCCCUUCGCGCACUGCGAGGGGCGCCCUAAGCGUUGUCCAAGAACGCUCCA